UAGUUUUGUGUUUCCUGUGGUGUAGUGGGAGGGGUUUUACAAAAUACAGUGAGUCAGUUUGAUCCAAAGGGACUGAUAGGAUGCAGAGAGUGGUGAGUCUGUGGUCUCUGCUGGUCCUGGGGUCGGCCUGCAUGGUGCAAGCGGUCCCUGUGAUCCUAGAACCUCUUGUCCUCACACAGGAGAACUUUGAUCUUGCCCGAUUCAUGGGGAAGUGGUUUGAGGUGGCAGUGGUUUCUACUUGUCCUCACUACAUGCAGCGCAAGAGGGGAAACCCUGUCAUUGUUGCACUGGAGCUGCAACAUGUGGCCUCUGAUGGCAACUUCACAAUGACAGCCACUAGUUUCAGGAAUGGCUCAUGUAAGAAGACGUCUACAGAUUAUAGUUUGACCAACACUCCGGGAAGAUUCUUCCACCAUGUUGCAAGGUUUGCAGCAGAUGUUGAUUCCUUCGUGGUUCAUUCCAACUAUGAUGAAUACGCUAUGCUUCUUCUGCUGAGCAUAGAGAAACCAUCAGGAAAUAAAACCACCUCAUUCAAGCUUUAUAGUCGAAGUAUGAGUGUGAGGCCUACUGUGCUGGAUGACUUCAAAACGCUGGUCAGACAACAUGGUGUGAGUGAUGAAGCUAUCAUCAUGAAUCAGAACAAAGGUGUGUGUGUUCCAGGUGAGCAGGUAACCGAGCCCGUCACAGCUCAGCCUCAGAUUUUUCUACCCAAAAGAUGGAAAAGAAAUACGGUGCCACCUGUGGUUCCUGCGCAAGAGGAGGACGCUGGUAAUGUUUGACCAGAUCGCAUGGAUUAACUGAAGAGGAGGAUCAUCACACAAACCAGACUAUCAUGUUGUCACAUGAUUUUUUUUCUCAAUGGAUACAAAGAAACGUUUGUGAGUGCAGUCUUUAUAUAGGAUACAUACUGUAUAAACACCAUAUGCUGCUAUGUAACUACUUGUUACGCUACAUUUAUUCGUAAUGUAGGUACUGUAUAUCUUAUACUGCAACAUUAGACGGUAUUGUAUUGAGACAAACAUGUCUCAACAAAAUACUGUUGAGACAUGUUUGUCUAAACCUCUAAUUUCUAAAAGCAUAAAAUAAACUUAAGAAAGAGUGCAAAAAGCCAAGGAAUCUUAUUAUUUCUUCAUUGCUUAUCAGGAACUAGAAAGAAGUUUAAUUUAAUAAUGAUUAAAGAAAAUUGGUUUGGAGUUACAUGUUUUAUUUAGAUUGACUGGUCAAAGUUUACAUUCUUACUCUUAAUCAUCUUUGAUAAUCUAUGUUUUAAUGAUUCAUAGAGGACUCUGAUGAACUUCUCUGACUACUAAUGAAAAAAUGACUCUUUGGAUGGAAGCAAUAACUGAGGCCUAGCAAGAGAAUGCAAUGCUGCUAGAGGGUAUAACUAUAUACCUGUAAAAUGUGAAUAUGAUUUCUCAUAUAAAGUCAUCCAACAGCAUUGUAAAAUCUGAAUUACUGUUCUUUCUUUCAAAAAAAACAUUUACAUGUAUAUAACACACACACAAUCCAUGAUACAAUAUUAUGUUACUUGUUAGUCUCUCUUAAAUCAUGGCAUGUAUUGAUUUGUUGAUGUAGCAAAAACUGUUAAGUCCAAUGCUUAUGUGGUCAGCUGAAGGCAAGUCCGAGCACAAAGUGAGAGACAGAGAGCAGAACUUUGCUCUUUUACUUGUUUGUUUUCUUCUUGGAUGUGGGAGUGAGCACACAAAAA
Anoplopoma fimbria (sablefish) is the source of this 1708-nucleotide messenger RNA. Its product is annotated as protein AMBP-like. The coding region runs from base 81 to 779 and encodes 232 amino acids. Gene Ontology annotation, molecular function: serine-type endopeptidase inhibitor activity. The record is from RefSeq and is a predicted model, not a curated record. Gene Ontology annotation, cellular component: cell surface; plasma membrane. Lineage: Eukaryota; Metazoa; Chordata; Actinopteri; Perciformes; Anoplopomatidae. The transcript has 8 exons.